Perca fluviatilis (European perch) is the source of this 4342-nucleotide messenger RNA. RefSeq names its product NACHT, LRR and PYD domains-containing protein 5-like. Lineage: Eukaryota; Metazoa; Chordata; Actinopteri; Perciformes; Percidae. Gene Ontology annotation, molecular function: protein binding. The record is from RefSeq and is a predicted model, not a curated record. The transcript is spliced from 12 exons. Bases 150 to 4175 code for a protein of 1341 amino acids.
GACCCAUCAGAGACCAGAUCCUGCUGAACCUGAACCCAGCUAUGUGUCCAUGAAGAGUGUCCGGUUGAUGAAGCCACCACUACUUUAAAAAACAAGGCGACCUGUAAGGGAGAUUACAAUGGAGACAAGUGAGACGGAGCCGAAUUGAAAUGGAGAUGAGGAGAAUUGAAAUGGAGAUGAGGAAACUGGAAAUGGAGAGGAGAAGACUGAGGAUGGUUUUGGGACUGGACUCUGAUGAUUCUGAACCUGAACCCAGCUGUGUGUCCUUAAAGAGUGACCGGUCAAUGGAUCCACCGCUAUUUAUCAAAGGACAUCCAAAGUCAGAGACCUUCAUGGGACCUGAACCUGAACCCAGCUGUGUGUCCUUAAAGAGUGACCGGUCAAUGGAUCCACCGCUAUUUAUCAAAGGACAUCCAAAGUCUGAGACCUUCAUGGGACCUGAGCCUGAACCCAGCUGUGUGUCCUUUAAUAGUGGCCGGUCAAUUGACCCACCGCUAUUUUUCAAAGGACGUUCAAAGUCUGAAGUGGACCAGGACAGCUCAGAGGUUCCCAGUCGUCAGUCUGCCCAGCAGCAUCAAGCAGACCUGGACUCCAUAUUUAUGUUGCUGGAGCAGAACAUCAGCACUUUUGUGAAGAACGAGCUGAAGAAGAUCCAGAAGGUUCUGAGCCCAGAAUGCUUAAAGAGUCAGAGGGAGGAUGAGGAUAAAGAGCAGAGGAGCAGCAGAGAGGCAUUUCUGAAGAUCACACUGGACUUCCUGAGGAGAAUGAAGCAGGACGAGCUGGCUGCCCGUCUGCAGAGCAAAAGUCCAGCAGUUUGUAAACGUAAACUCCAAUCUAACCAGCAGAAGAAGUUCCAGUGUGUGUUUGAGGGGAUUGCUAAAGCAGGAAACCCAACCCCUCUGAAUCAGAUGUUCACAGAGAUCUACAUCAUGGAGGGAGGGACUGCAGAGGUCAAUGAUGAACAUGAGGUCAGACAGAUUGAAACAGCAUCCAGGAAACCAGACAGACCAGAAACAACAAUCAGACAAGAAGACAUCUUUAAAGCCCCACCUGGAAGAGAUGAACCAAUCAGAACAGUGAUGACAAUGGGAGUGGCUGGCAUCGGGAAAACAGUCUUAACACAGAAGUUCACUCUGGACUGGGCUGAAGACAAAGCCAACCAGGACAUCCAGUUCAUAUUUCUAUUCACUUUCAGAGAGCUGAAUGUGCUGAAAGAGAGAAAGUUCAGCUUGGUGGAACUUGUUGAUUACUUCUUUAGUGAAACCAAAGAAGCAGGAAUCUGCAGGUUUGAAGAGUUCCCGGUUGUGUUCAUCUUUGACGGUCUGGAUGAGUGUCGACUUCCUCUGGACUUCCUCAACACUGAGAUCCUGACUGAUGUUACAAAGUCCACCUCAGUGCAUGUGCUGCUGACAAACCUCAUCAGGGGGAAUCUGCUUCCCUCUGCUCGCCUCUGGAUAACCACACGACCUGCAGCAGCCAAUCAGAUCCCUCCUGAGUGUGUUGACAUGGUGACAGAGAUCAGAGGGUUCACUGAGCCACAGAAGGAGGAAUACUUCAGGAAGAGAUUGAGACACAAGAAGCAGGCCAACAGAAUCAUCUCCCACAUCAAGACGUCACGAAGCGUCCACAUCAUGUGUCACAUCCCAGUCUUCUGCUGGAUCACUGCUACAGUUCUGGAGGACGUGUUGAAGACCAGAGAGGGAGGACAGCUGCCCAAGACCCUGACUGAGAUGUACAUCUACUUCCUGGUGGUUCAGUCCAAAGUGAAGAACAUCAAGUAUGAUGGAGGAGCUGAGACAGAUCCACACUGGAGUCCAGAUACCGGGAAGAUGAUCGAGUCUCUGGGAAAACUGGCUUUUGAGCAGCUGCAGAAAGGCAACCUGAUCUUCUAUGAAUCAGACCUGACAGAGUGUGGCAUCGAUAUUAGAGCAGCCUCAGUGUACUCAGGAGUGUUCACACAGAUCUUUAAAGAGGAGAGAGGACUGUACCAGGACAAGGUCUUCAGCUUCAUCCAUCUGAGUGUUCAGGAGUUUCUGGCUGCUCUUCAUGUCCAUCUGACAUUCACCAACUCUGGAGUCAACCUGCUGGCAGGAGAACAAACAACAUCAACAGGUUUCUACCAGAGUGCUGUGGACGAGGCCUUACAGAGUCCAAAUGGACACCUGGACUUGUUCCUCCGCUUCCUCCUGGGUCUUUCACUGCAGACCAAUCAGACUCUCCUACGAGGUCUGCUGACACAGACAGGAAGUAGCUCACAGACCAAUCAGGAAACAGUGGAGUACAUCAAGAAGAAGAUCAGUGAGAAUCUGUCUGCAGAGAGAAGCAUCAAUCUGUUCCACUGUCUGAAUGAACUGAAUGAUUGUUCUCCAGUGGAGGAGAUCCAACAGGCCAUGAGAUCAGGAAGUCUCUCCACAGAUAAACUGUCUCCUGCUCAGUGGUCAGCUCUGGUCUUCAUCUUACUGUCAUCAGAGAAAGAUCUGGACGUGUUUGACCUGAAGAAAUACUCUGCUUCAGAGGAGGCUCUUCUGAGGCUGCUGCCAGUGGUCAAAGCCUCCAACAAAGCUCUACUGAGUGGCUGUAAUCUGUCAGAGAGAAGCUGUGAAGCUCUGUCCUCAAUUCUCAGCUCCCAGUCCUCUAGUCUGAGAGAGCUGGACCUGAGUAACAACGAGCUGGAGGAUUCAGGAGUGAAGCUGAUCUCUGAUGGACUGAAGAGUCCACACUGCACACUGGAGACUCUCAGUCUGUCAGGCUGUCUGAUGUCAGAGGAAGGCUGUUCUUCUCUGGUCUCAGCUCUGAGCUCCAAUCCCUCCCAUCUGAAAGAGCUGGACCUGAGCUACAAUCAUCCAGGAGACUCAGGAUUGAAGCUACUGUCAGCGGGACUGGAGGAUCCUCUCUGGAGACUGGAGAAUCCACUCUGGAGACUGGAGAAUCCACUCUGGAGACUGGAGGAUCCACUCUGGAGACUGGACACACUCCGAGUGGAGCCUGCUGGAGUCAGAUGGUUGACCCCAGGUCUGAGGAAGUAUUCCUGUGAACUCACAGUCGACACAAACACAGCGAACAGAUACCUCGAACUGUCUGACGACAACAGGACGGUGACACGUGUGGAGGAGAAGCAGCCAUAUCCUGAUCAUCCAGAGAGGUUUGACUCCAGGUGGUCUCAGCUGCUGUGUAGAGAAGUUCUGACUGGUCGCUGUUACUGGGAGGUCGAGGUGAGAGGAAAGGUUGAUGUAGCCGUGACUUACAGAGGAAUCAGCAGGAUAGGAGACCGUAACGACUGUUUGUUUGGAUAUAAUGAUCAGUCCUGGAGUCUGAACUGCUCUGAUGAUGGUUACUCUGUCAAUCACAAUGACAGAAGAACAUACAUGUCCUCCUCUAUCUCUAUCUCUGAUAGAGUAGGAGUGUAUGUGGACGUUCCUGCUGGCUCUCUGUCCUUCUACAAAGUCUCCUCUGGCUCACUGAUCCACCUCCACACCUUCAACACCACAUUCACUCAGCCUCUCUAUCCUGGUCUUAUGUUGUGGGGUGGUCCUGGAGACUCAGUGUCUCUGUGUUCUUCUGGAGUCGGAUGGUUGACACCACAUCUGAGGAAGUAUUCCUGUGAACUCACACUGGACACAAACACAGCGAACAGAUACCUCGAACUGUCUGACGACAACAGGACGGUGACACAUGUGGAGGAGAAGCAGCCAUAUCCUGAUCAUCCAGAGAGGUUUGACUCCUGGUGGUCUCAGCUGCUGUGUAGAGAUGGACUGACUGGUCGCUGUUACUGGGAGGUCGAGGUGAGAGGAAAGGUUGAUGUAGCCGUGACUUACAGAGGAAGCAGGAAAGGAGACCGUUACAACUGUUUGUUUGGAUGUAAUGAUCAGUCCUGGAGUCUGAACUGCUCUGAUCAUGAUGGUUUUGUUGGUUACUCUGUCAAUCACAACAACAGAAGAACAUUCAUCUCCUCCUCUCUCUCUAUCUCUGAUAGAGUAGGAGUGUAUGUGGACGUUCCUGCUGGCUCUCUGUCCUUCUACAAAGUCUCCUCUGACUCAAUGAUCCACCUCUACACCUUCAACACCUCAUUCACUAAACCUCUCUAUCCUGGGUUUAUGUUCUGGGGUGGUCCUGGAGACUCAGUGUCUCUGUGUCCUCUGAAGGACGGAGAGUCUCCUCCUGUUUCUCACUGCUGAUCAGUUGAGUCUGAACAGGAUCACACUCACAGAAACAUUUCAGAUUAUUGUUAUAAACUGAAUGACCUUUGUAUAAAAUAAUUCAGAAUGAUUGAACAUUGUAAACUUCUUCCACUUCCAGUCCUUUAAAGAUGGAAGCUGUGAUCAUUAAAUUGUAGAAAUGCAAA